Messenger RNA from Kluyveromyces marxianus DMKU3-1042, 2088 nucleotides. RefSeq names its product putative carboxylic ester hydrolase (gene SPO1). The coding region runs from base 1 to 2088 and encodes 695 amino acids. Gene Ontology annotation, cellular component: cytosol; plasma membrane; extracellular region. The transcript has 2 exons. Gene Ontology annotation, biological process: glycerophospholipid catabolic process. NCBI's taxonomy places the organism in Eukaryota, Fungi, Ascomycota, Saccharomycetes, Saccharomycetales, Saccharomycetaceae. The record is from RefSeq and is a predicted model, not a curated record. Gene Ontology annotation, molecular function: A2-type glycerophospholipase activity.
AUGAGGUUAUUGUAUUUCGUACUACUACUAAACUGUGGAUUCAUAUUGGUACAAGGAUUUAGCAAGGUGGACUGUCCAAAAGAUGCAAGUUUAAGAACUGCAAAAAAUGAGCAAGUUAGCGAAGGUGAAGCAAGAUAUCUGGAAAAUCGUCAUAAAGUGAUUGCGAAGAGUUUUAAUCGGUUCUAUGAAGAUUUAUCAAUUCCAGGCAUAGAUAUUGAGAACAUUAAUUAUCCUACGAUAUCAGUAGCUAUUUCUGGAGGUGGAUUCAGAUCGAUGCUUAUAAGUUCAGGGUUUAUUCUGGGUAUGCAUCAGCAUGGACUCUGGGAAUGUACGAGUUACGUUGCUGGAAUAUCAGGUGGCAGCUGGACGUUGCUAAAACUUAUUCUUGCUGAUUUCGACGUGAGCAGUUUGACAAAAUUCGAUAUUGAAAGAGUCAUGUUGGAAGGCAUUCCUAACUUUGACCUUAAAAAUCACGAUAUGAUUCGCCAAGGUGAUUCAGGAAAUGAUGAUCAGAAUAAUGCUAAACUUUUGGCAAUGGAUGCUGAGUUUGUAAGAGAAUUGCGCCAACAAAGUAUACCGCUUAAUAAAAGAGAUUAUAACGAUGAACAUACUGAACAAGGAGAAGGAUAUGUGCCAGACUAUUAUCAAUUUUUAGAUGAGUUGAAAAAAAUAUUUGACACGACAGAUCAAUAUCCGGAAAACUUGUUAAAAUUCGAUAAGAGGUCGAUGGAUGCUCUUUAUAAGAUCAAGGGAUUAGUUGAAGAUUUCUUUCACCAGGAUGAGACUGAUCAGGACUCGGAGUUAGAUAUGCUCAAUGAUCUAAUGGAGUCAUUCGGUAAAUUCAGAAAAACUAUUGGAUUCUACAUCAAUCUCCAUCGGGAAGUAAGACAAAAGAAAGAAGCAGGGUUCCCAAUUUCCUUCACCGAUUACUUGGGGCAAGCUUUAAUCGACCGUGUUCCAGUUGGCAAGCUCAGUUCUGCGAAACAAUUUUCGAACUUUCUACAAAGCAAGAAGGUUGCAGGAUAUGAAGUGCCAAUACCAAUCAUUGUAGCGAAUGCGAAGACAUCCAAAAGGCCCGAUAUACGAAACGUUGUUUUUGAGUUUAGUCCAUUUGAGUUCGGUUCGUGGCAUCAGAAUGUGUCCAAAUUCAUUAACAUGGAGUAUUUGGGGUCAAGUGUUGAGAAGGGAAAGUUGGAGAACUGUGUGAAAGGUUUUGAUAGUCUUGGGUUCAUUACUGCGACUUCUUCGUCGCUUUUUAAUAACGCGUUGCUAUACAUCUGGAAGAUGGUAACAACGAAUAUAGAAUCCAAUGAUAAGUUGAAAGCUAUCAAGACAUUAUUCGGUGUUUUUGGUAUUGGGUUAAGCCAGUUGCGCUCAGAUUACGCCAUAUACCAGCCGAAUCCUUACUAUGGAGACACCGACGUUCUCAGUUCAAUCAGUGGGAGUUCUAGGCUAUUGUUAGUUGAUGGUGGCGAAGAUGGUGAGAAUAUUCCAAUUAGACCUUUACUAGUAAGUGGACGUGAGAACGACGUUAUAUUUAUUGUGGAUUCAAGUUCUGAUAAAGAGAAUUUACCUCAAAUGAGAAAGCUUCAGGAUACGUACGAUAACAUUGUAAUGGUAGAAAAGAACAGGAGGCUCGUUGCUGUUGAUGAGGAGAUAUACGAAAUGGAUCCAAUGCCAUAUAUCCCUACUCAGAAAGAGCUCUUGCUGUCUAAUUAUUCGCUAUCUGCACCAAUAGCAUUUGGCUGUCAUUUGCAAAGUUAUAGUCCGAUCAGAAAUAACAAAAAGGCUGUCGCUAGCCAAGAAAAGUCGCUAAAUUCAGAUAGACAAGUGUUUCAUAUGCCUCCUAUCUUGAUAUACCAUGGGAACUAUCCGAUAACUUUCCAAUCAAAUACAUCGACGUUUAAGCUCAACUAUACCAAAGAAGAAUACAAUGGAAUGCUCAACAAUGGUCACCAUUUGUUCAAUAAUGGCGAUCCGCAGGAUGAGUACUUACAAUGUCUUGGAUGUGUGAUGUUGCUUCGAAAUAAUGCUAACCAAACCUCAUCAUUCUGUGAUGAGUGUGUGGCUAAGAUAUGUUACAACUGA